AUGCCGAAGCUCGUUAAUACCCUCGCGUUUGUGCAUGCUGUCGCGCUGCUGCCAAGUACGGUCCACGCGACGGUGAAGUGUACCGGGAACUUCGGGCGAAUAUCGGCUUCCGAGUAUGUCGCCGCCAUAAACCCAGGCUGGAAUCUCGGCAAUACCCUGGAUUCCAUUCCGGAUGAAGGGUCGUGGAAUAACGCGCCAGUGCAGGCUGAGACAUUUGCAGACAUAAAAGCUGCGGGUUUCAAGAGUGUUCGCAUACCGGUCACUUAUGCCGAUCACUACGUGGGUAGCUCGCCCAGUUGGGAAAUCGACCCAAAGUGGCUCCAACGAGUAUCAGACGUGGUCGAUUCGGCUGUUGAUGCUGGCCUAUACGUUUUAACAAACGUCCACCACGGUCUCCAGAUUAGCGAGACGCUAGGCUGCCAACCAUCCAGUGUUGCAUUUGAGCCAAUCAACGAGCCACCAAUUGAGACAGCAGAGCAGGCAGCGGAAUUGAACAAGGUCAAUGGCCUAUUCCUUGAGGCUCUCAAAGUCUCCGGGGGCUUUAACUCGGAACGUGUUGUGACUCUUGUUGGUGGCUCCUCGGAUAGUAUCAAGACAUCGCAAUGGUUUGAGGCCCCUAAAGGCUACGACAACCCCUGGGCUUUGCAGUAUCACUACUACUCGCCAUACGACUUCAUAUUCAGCGCUUGGGGUAAAACCAUACUGUCUGAUGCUGAUAUUGCGGCGAUCGAGAGUGACCUUGAGAAUAUCCGUGGUAACUUCACUGGUGUACCACUUGUGAUCGGAGAGUUUGACGCAAGUCCUUCCAACACUGAACCGGCCUCAAGACGGAAGUAUAUGGAUGUUGUGGUUCAAAAGGCUACUGAACUUGACACUGCAGUAAUUGUUUGGGACAACGGUCUAGAUCACUUCAACCGCAAUACGAAACAGUGGAGAGACCCCCAGUCUGUCGAAAUCCUACUUAACGCCGCAGCUGGUGUUAGAAAUAGUCUCGCGACCUUCACGACCGAUGCAUCGGCUACUGAGCAGUCUAGCUCUACAUACAUUUUCCACAAGGUCGGCGAUGAGGUUACUGACCAAACGAUCUCCAUAGCUCUGAAUGGGAACACCCUUGAAUCGAUCACUACUAAGGAUGGUACAGAGCUCAGCGCACCGAUAGAUUAUCAUGCGUCUGACGGAAACAUCACGUUCUCGUCUUCGUUCCUUUCCAACUAUUUCUCAGUAUCAGGCUCACCGGGCAUCAAGGCAAGCCUCAUGAUCUCUUUCUCGGCCGGAGCUACAGCCAGUGUGAAUAUCGUGCAAUGGGAUAUUCCGGUUCUCGGAUCGACGUCAUCUACAGCUGUCUCCAGUGCCGACCUGCACAUUCCUGUCGCAUGGACUGGUCUCAACCAGGUCUCAGCUGUGAAGAUGGUACGCAGUGACUCGGUGUACCUCUUCGACGACUGGACUCGGUACCUAGGACCCCUACAAGCGGGCUAUGGAACAUGGAAUGGGCAAUGGAAUUGGGAUGACAGUGGCGUGAUUCUGACUGCUGCGACAGUCAACGCCGUCAUUGCGGUGGGUGUUCCCACCACUUUCACGUUCGACUUCUUCCCUAGAGUUCCAGGCAACUCUGUAAACUAUACACUGAAUGUUUGAUUUUCCUGUUGGGCUAUUUCCUUGCGAGCUGGCUAGUGAUCAAGCCCCAUUGAGAUGUCGAUCUCAGAAGGUAAAUGCAGUAGAUAGCAAUGAAAGCAAUCUAGAACCUUUUUAUUUGUAUUGGGAUGUUAACGGGAUUAGAAUC
Messenger RNA from Xylaria bambusicola, 1783 nucleotides. RefSeq names its product putative cellulase. Gene Ontology annotation, cellular component: extracellular region; cell surface. NCBI's taxonomy places the organism in Eukaryota, Fungi, Ascomycota, Sordariomycetes, Xylariales, Xylariaceae. Gene Ontology annotation, molecular function: beta-glucosidase activity. The record is from RefSeq and is a predicted model, not a curated record. The transcript is spliced from 4 exons. The coding region runs from base 1 to 1638 and encodes 545 amino acids. Gene Ontology annotation, biological process: glucan catabolic process.